GCCCCGCUUUUUCUCAGCCCGGGCGCCAAAGACUUCAGACUUCCGAAGAGAAAAUAUCAUCCUUCCCCGCUUCCUCAACACGGUGUUUCUCUACUGGAACUCCUACAGAACACCCGCAUGCCAAUCCACUGCAGUGGUAUUUCCCUAGCCUGGAUUAUACCCACAGCCACCUCAAAAUUACAGAAUUCAGAAGCUCCGUACCCAAGGUUGGGUCCGUGACUACUCUUUCUGCCGUACCAUAUCUCGGUUGUUGACUUGUUUUAGGACCUCGAAAACCAAUUUUAAACCUCGAUAGGUGGCAACCAGGCUAGACUUCCCGUUUCAGUGACGCUAGCGGCAUCUUGUUGCUUUCAUAGUCGACUUUCGAAAUCAGUCAGAAAGUGGGCCAGAAACACAAUGGAUCAGUGGGUUCACCCUGCCUUUAAUGUCUGCGUAAUUGAAAGAAAAAAGAACUGCUUAUCUAAGGGUAUUCACAGGAGAAUCCGAGCCGGAAUCUGCGGGGAAUUCAGCGGGAAUUCAGGGGAUCAUAAUGUCUCUGGCAGCAACAACCAUAAUAACCUAAAUAUGGCCCACCUGAACUAUGCCGCCAACGUCGGAACAAUAUAUCAAGGAUGUACGUUUAGAUCUGAGGACAGAGGUAGGACCAGCAUUCUCGAGAGCUUUCCGCAGGGAGCUAAAGUGCUAUUGCAAGCGAAAGAAGCAUCUAAGCCUUAUCAGAUGAUUCCCUACAGCAGGAACCGUAAAUUCACAGGCCGUGAACAUCUCAUUGAGUCGGUAAAGAGGCUUUGCAACCGUGAUGGCCACAACAGGAUCGCUCUUCAUGGAUUAGGAGGCGCUGGGUAUGCAGUCAUUAAUUUUAUAUCCGGAGCGUUUACUAACAUCACUUAGAAAGACUCAGAUUGCGCUCGAAUACGUUUAUCGGCGUGCAAGUGAGGGAGAUUGUGACAUUUUCUGGGUGCAAGGAAGCGGAGUGUUAAAUUUUGGAGAGGGCGUUAGGGCUAUUGGGCAACAUGUUCGAAUUCCUCUAGGUAGCGCUGAGACGGAAGAAGAGGGAUUCCUAUUGAGUAUAAAGAGGUGGUUCGAAGGCCGAGACAGCCGUGAUUGGAUCCUAGUAAUUGACAAUGCCGACAACGAGGAGGACUUCGUUAGCAACAACAGUCCUAUCGCUAAGUUUGUGCCACAAGGCCCGAGAGGCACGGUAAUAUUCACUACCAGAUCUCGCCAAGUUGCAUUUCGGCAAGAGUGCGAGAGGAUCGAUAUUGGAAAAAUGGACGAGGAUGAGGCCAAGGCACUGUUUUUCGAACACUUUGGUAGUUGGGGAAGCUUGAGGAAUGGGGAAGAGGACGUUGUUGCCAUGAUCCUGGGUUCGGUCGAUCACCUGCCGCUGGCUGUUGUAGGUUCUGCAGCGUUCAUGGCCGAGACCGAAACACCACCCUCCGACUACUGGACAAUUUUCCAGGAGAACGAUCAGCGAAGGGUGAAGCUACUUUCACAGCAGUUUAGCGAUAUCCGCCGGGAGUCCGGCGUGACAGGAAGUAUUUUGAGCACGUACUUCAUCACCUUUGACCGAAUUACCAGGCAGAUGCAGACAGCUGGCCAUCUCUUACGGCUAAUUGCAUUCGUUGACCGCCAAAAUAUCCCCGAGCAGUUCCUGAGAGAAUCUGGCGUUGGCGGGGUGGAUGAUCCGGUUGAAUUCCGUCGGGCUAUUGGGAAACUAUUGGGAUUCUCGUUAGUUACCGCCAUUAGACACGAAGAUAAGACAUUUUAUGAGCUUCACCGCUUGGUCCAACUAUCGAUACAGGCCUAUUUAUCUCCGGAAGAGCUGCAUAGAUGGAGUGGCAAGGCACUAAGAAUUAUUUCUCGAAUGUUCCCUCAAUAUGAGCACGAGCUCCGGGAUAUUUGCGAGUCACUCAUCCCACAUGCACUGGCGGUAACCAAAGGUAGAAUGGAUAAUACCUGUGAAGAUCUUUGUUUCCGCAUGGCAGAGUACUUUCUACACUUGGGUUUCUACAACAAUGCAGAAGCACAGAUCCAUCGGUGUAUUAGAUUUCGCGAGGAGAAUAAGGGGCAAGGCUGGGAUAAAGGUCAUAGGAGAUUUAUGCUCCUGGGGCAGGUGAGGGCAUACCAAGGGAGGGCCAAGGAGGCGGAGGAGAUACUUCGGAAUGUGCUGGAGGAUCUUGGGAGGUUAUUGGGUCCGAACGAUUCGGACGCCUUGGAGUGCUUAUCUUACCUGGCAAGUGUGAUGAAUGAUCUCGGAAAGUACGCUGAAUCAGACUCGAUGAAUCGGCAUGUGUUCGAAGUGCGUGACAAGGCUCUCGGGAAAGACCACCCAGAUACCCUAACAAGUGCCAACAACCUAGCUUUUGUGCUGCAAUACCAAGGAAAGUACGUGGAAUCAGAGACGAUGCAUCGGCUUGCACUGGAGGGACGCGAGAAAGUCCUCGGACCAGACCACCCCAACACCUUAACAAGCCUCAACCACCUGGCUAUUGUGCUGCGAAUCCAAGGAAAGCACGGGGAAUCAGAGACUAUGCAUCGGCGUGCACUGGAGGGACGCGAGAAGGUUCUCGGACCAGACCACCCCAACACCUUAACAAGUGUCAAUAGCCUGGCUAAUGUGCUGGAAUCCCAAGGAAAGUACGGGGAAUCAGAAACCAUGCAUCGGCGUGCACUGGAGGGAUGCGAGAAAGUUCUUGGACCAGACCAUCCCAACACCCUAAAAAUCCUCAAUAACCUGGCUGUUGUGCUGAAAGUCCAAGGAAAGUACGGGGAAUCAGAAACCAUGCAUCGGCGUGUACUGGAGGGACACGAGAAGGUUCUCGGACCAGACCAUCCCAACACCCUCUCAAGCCUCAACAACCUGGCUAAUGUGCUGGAAUCCCAAGGAAAGUACGGGGAAUCAGAAACCAUGCAUCGGCGUGCACUGGAGGGACGACGAGAACGCUCUCGGACCAGACCAUCCCAACACCCUCUCAAGCCUCAACAACCUGGCUAUUGUGCUGGAAUCCCAAGGAAAGUACGCUGAAGUAGAGGCGAUGAGGCAGGGUAACAGGCUGAGGUAGCGAAAAAAAACCCGACAACGCAUAGCGGCAACCUGCAGACCAUGUUGGCCUCGAUUUUUCGGCACACUCUUCCGCCAUCGCGGUGUCCGGCACGGCGGUUCGUCGCGUCGGGUGUAGUUUCUCUCGGCUAGGGGCGGCCUCGGUGGGCUGCCGAUUCUCACUGGCACGGGAGGCUGUUGGAAUCUACCGCGAAAAAUGAGGCAAUGUGUGGAACUAGAAUUACAUCUGAGAGGCGGUGGCGGACUAUUGAAUUGUUUGUUACGAGAGAUGGAAAAAGUGUUGGGCAUUUUACCCUUUUAUUUUCUGUGGCCGAUGCUCUCGGUUAGCUUUGUAUUUGUUUGUUUGUUUUCCUAGCUAAUUAUCCCCUUCUGCCUUAUCGCCCUCUAAGGUCGCGGCAGCUACCCUUUUGCCCGGCAGAAUCAUAAGAGAUCACUCCUUUG
Molecule: messenger RNA, 3502 nt
Organism: Tuber aestivum (summer truffle)
Lineage: Eukaryota; Fungi; Ascomycota; Pezizomycetes; Pezizales; Tuberaceae
Source: the annotation of a GenBank genome assembly